AUGAAGCCGCACGGGAACAGCAAAUGGUUAUACUUAGAACCAAUUCUGAGUAAUGACGACGGCGAGUUGGGUGCGAGAUUCCGAAAGGUUGACCAGGGCUUCCGCCAGGUGUCGAGAAUACUAGACUCCGACCCGCGGCUAUCCGCCUUACUGCAGUCCGCGAGGCUGCAACCCACGUUAGACUCCAUAUCAGAACAACUAAACGCUUGUCAGUCAGCUUUAAAUCAAUAUAUCGAUGUGAAACGAUCAGUUUUCCCCAGACUAUAUUUCUUAAGUGACGAUGAUUUACUGGAGUUACUGGGCCAGGCUAGGGCCGGUGCUGAGGGCAGGGAGACUGUUAUGCAAUCGCACCUUAAAAAGUUAUUUCCCGGUAUAACUGGCGUCAAAGUGGGACCUUCUGGGUUGUCUAUCACUGCACUGUGCAGCCACUACGGAGAGACAUUCCAACUAGACCAUCCUGUCGAUAUAGACUCUCCUGUUGAAGUAUGGUUAAAAAAAUUAGAAAACGAGAUUCGUUCGUCACUAAAGAACUUGACACUAAAAUGCUUAGUGACCGGCAGUACUCAUGCACAGGAUCCAUUCUCUUUGCCGACGCAGAUUCUUUGUUUAGUACAGAACAUUCGUUUCACUGAACAAGCAGAAAAGGCAAUUACUACCAAGGAAUUGCACAAAUUGAUGACGAGCGUAGAAAAAGAGAACGCCUCGUACGCAGCAGCGGAGAUUGAAGAUGAGAGUGAGAAAGAGAAGAGGCAAGCUGUAAUACUACAGUGCACACACUAUAUGUCCGUAGUGCGGACUCUUAUAGACAAUAAUAUAACUUCCACUAGUGAUUGGCUCUGGCAGAAGCAACUCAGAUUUUACCUAAGAGAUACGAAAGAAAUAAUUGCUGAAAUGGGCCUGGCUAAAAUAUCAUAUUCGUACGAGUAUCUCGGCGUUAACACCGGCCAGUUCGUACGCACUCAACUUGCUGACGAGUGCUUUUUGAUAUUAACACAGGCAUCAUAUUUUGGCUCUAUGGGCAAUCCUUUCGGGCCAGCUGGGACUGGUAAAACAGAAUCCGUGAAGGCGCUCGGGGGCCUCGUGGGUCGCCUUGUCCUCGUAUUCAAUUGUGAUGAGGCAAUGGACGCGGAAUGUAUGGGUCGGCUGCUGACGGGGCUGGCGCUGUCCGGCGCGUGGGGCUGCUUCGACGAGUUCAACCGCUUGUCGUGCGACACGCUGGCCGCCGUGACGCACCAGCUCACCUCGCUGCUGGCCGCCAUGCAGCGCUCCGCUGACGCCAGCGACGACACAUACGCACUGCUCAAUGGAAAACAAGUGAAGGUGUCCCCGUGGUGCGGCGUGGCGGCGACCAUGAACCCGAGCGGGCGUGGGUACGGCGGGCGGCGCGCGCUGCCGGCGGCGCUGAGCCGCGUGCUGCGCCCCGUCAGCAUGGCGCAGCCGCGCGGGGACCUCCUCGCCGCGCCGCUGCUCGCCGCGCACUGCCUCGCACAUCCCCGCGCGCGCGCACAGGACCUGCACGACGUCUUCACUAUGGCCAGCAUGUUGCUGAGCGGGCAGCGGCACUACGACUGGGGCCUGCGCGCGCUGAAGGCGGCGAUUUGA
This is a messenger RNA of Papilio polytes (common Mormon), 1602 nucleotides long. RefSeq names its product cytoplasmic dynein 2 heavy chain 1-like. Bases 1 to 1602 code for a protein of 533 amino acids. Gene Ontology annotation, molecular function: minus-end-directed microtubule motor activity; dynein light intermediate chain binding; dynein intermediate chain binding. Lineage: Eukaryota; Metazoa; Arthropoda; Insecta; Lepidoptera; Papilionidae. The transcript has 10 exons. The record is from RefSeq and is a predicted model, not a curated record. Gene Ontology annotation, biological process: microtubule-based movement. Gene Ontology annotation, cellular component: dynein complex.